AUGCUUUAUGCUCUGUCCUCCUUGGCUAGCGAUGAACCAAAGAAUAAAUAUGUUGCAGUGAAAUUUUGCAGAGCAGGCUCAAACCCAAAGGAAGUGGCUAUUACAAUUGUUCCUUCGGUUCUAAAUACGUUCACUAUUCAUGGUCCAAAUGGAAGCCAUUCUUGCUAUGUUACUGUCCUAGCCAGAGCUAGUCUCUCUGGUGUGAAAAAUGGCUCGUGGAUCCGCUUAUUCCAAAUUGAUGAAGCCCGAGCAUUGGCUGCGCAAUUUGUUCUUACUGUGGACUAUGUACACACCCAAGGCAUCAUCCACGGGGACAUUCAUAUGGGCAAUAUUCUUCUCAAAUCUAUACUCGAGUUGGAUCUGCUCUCAAUUGACCAAUUGUAUGAGAAAUACGGAGUACCUAAGCUAGACCCAGUUAUCCAUCUGGGUGGCAAGCCUCUUCCUCCUGCUGUCCCAUCCCACGGCAUUGCACCUCUAUGGCUCGGGGUAACAAGUGAGGACAUUACACUUCCAGAAGCCAGAGCCUUACUUAGAGAUUUUGGUGAGGUCUUUCUAUACUUAAAACAAGAAAACUAUGAAUCUCACGCCCCUCUCGCCGUCCGGCCCCCCGAGGCUCGAUUUGAGCCAAACAAGCCUCUGUCUUUUCCAUCAGACAUCUGGACUCUCGCUUGUACCAUAUGGGCCAUUAUUGCUCAAAGGCCACUAUUCGAAGGAUUUCUCACGACGGAGGAUGACAUGGCCUGUGAGUAUGUUGAUACUCUUGGUGCUUUGCCACCUGAAUGGUGGAAGAAGUGGGAGGCGCGGCAACACAAGUUCACCGAGGAUGGUAUGCCAAUAAACCGUAACCCAUACCGCGUGCAACAGCCCAGGCGAGCUGCCGGAAUGCCCUCGUUGGAUGCAAAAGAGAUGGACGCUAUCUUUGACAUGCUACGACCGAUGCUCUCAUUCAGACCGGAGAAUCGAAGUACUACCAAGCAAAUCCUCAUGUCAUAAUGGAUGGUGAAGUGGG
Aspergillus caelatus is the source of this 1009-nucleotide messenger RNA. Its product is annotated as kinase-like domain-containing protein. Bases 1 to 993 code for a protein of 330 amino acids. The record is from RefSeq and is a predicted model, not a curated record. The transcript is spliced from 4 exons. Gene Ontology annotation, biological process: protein phosphorylation. NCBI's taxonomy places the organism in Eukaryota, Fungi, Ascomycota, Eurotiomycetes, Eurotiales, Aspergillaceae. Gene Ontology annotation, molecular function: protein kinase activity; ATP binding.